GUCACAGUCACAUCCUUUUGCGAGUUCGAGUAGUGCACACCGGUGGUCGCAUCCGCAGAUCCGCGUCUCGAAUCGAAACCGAAAUCGCAAUCGCAUCGCAAUCGCAAUCGCUGCCGCUGAACAACCAUGGAUAUCUCCGCCUACCAGCACAUGAACAUCCGGAUGAGCACGCGUGGCAAGCGUCCUCUGCGGAACCUCACGCCCAACGAUAAGGUGCGCGCCAUACAGCGCAUCCACAACGGCGAGACAAAGGCCAGUGUUUCGCGGGACAUCGGAGUUCCGGAGUCCACGUUGCGGGGCUGGUGCAAAAAUGAGCAGAAGCUGCGCUUCAUGUGCCGCCAGCUGGGACCCGAUCACCUGGGCCUGGACACUCCACCGGAAAAGCGCGGCAAGUUCGAGCUGCAACUCCAGCUGCCUCCGAAGUUCGUGGGACUGCCGCCCAACUACGAAGAGCUGGGCUUCGGAGCACUGCCCUACUCCCCCGGCGAUUAUCCUGUCCAGGGAGAGUCCCUUCUGGAGAAGCUAAGCCUAGUGGAAUUUGUCAAGAAGAACGGCGGACUGCACCCGGAGGCAGUGCAUCCCGGUCAGGCGGCGGGCGUGGUGGACUACUCCAACAACAUGCUGCACCAGCUCAACCUGCUGGCCCUGCUCAACUCCAAGCUAACCCCCCAGACUGCCGAGGUCCUGCCGCUGGAUGCCACCAAGUCGCCGGAGGACAACAAAGCGGUUGACUCGCCCGCGGCCUCAGAGGACUACAGCAAAAACAGCUAUCCCCUGCUGAGUGUGAAGAACUGGGCCAAGGAUCCGGCCAAGCGGGUGACUCCGGCCAACCAGGCGGAGCAGGUGAACGACAAGAACAAUAAUGCCCUGGAGGCAAACGGUUCGGCACAACCGAUUCUGGCUGCGGAGCAGGCCAAGACUCCGAUGUUUCCGGACUCCACAAUGCCCCUACUGCCAGCUCCCUUCUCGAAUCCGCAUCCGCAUCCGAAUCCGAGUCCCGCGGACCUAGCGCCUGUGAUAGCCCCCAAUGGUGGCGCAAAUGGUAGUGGUGCUCCUCCCACUGGAACCGACAACCAGGGAGCGGCGCUGCUCGACUGGUGCAAGCUCUUCAACGCCAGCCUGAACUUCCUGGCCUUCGCAGCAGCGGCAGCUUCCAUGCAGCCCGGCGGUCAGCCCAACUACAAUCCCGGCCAGCUGACAAACGGGGGAUCGGAGCCGGAUCUAGAGACAUAUCCUUUCGGGGAGGGACUGCUGAAGCGGAUGAGUCCUCUGGCCCACAGCGAGGCCUCCAACGAGAGCUACUGCGACAGCGAGCCCGAGGACCUCUCCGUGCGAUCCUGCGCCUCGAAGGCCUCCAGCAGAUCGCACACCCCCGACAAGAGCAUCGGAUCCAGCGAUGCCGAGUAGACAGGAGUAGAUGGUAGAUGAGUUCUAGUUCUUAGUUCCAUAGUGUAAAUACCUCCAUUUUGAUUGUUAAUAGCCACCUUUAGUAUUUAUCGAACUCCACACGAAUCACGAACCACGAAUCAUUUCGCAAUGCAAAUGCCAUUUGUACUUAUCAAUUAACGUAUUAAUAUCAAUGCAACAGGUAUUAAUGGAUCAGCUUACUAUAGCUAGUAUUAACUAGGAAUAUCGACUGUGUGACUCUUCUCGUUUGAAAGCCAAAUUCAAUUCAUCUACACUUAUAAUAAUAAAGAUACUAAUUGUGUUAAGUAGCUUAAUUAUUUGGCACGUUCGCCAGCCAUUCCAAUCGAUUUGUUUUCGUACUGCUGUAAUCUCCGUAACUCUUAAUAAGCAUAUAAACUAAUUACUAACGAAACGAAUAAAUAUUUAUUAACAAGAGAAAAAUAAAAUU
Molecule: messenger RNA, 1855 nt
Organism: Drosophila ficusphila
Lineage: Eukaryota; Metazoa; Arthropoda; Insecta; Diptera; Drosophilidae
Product: protein distal antenna-related
Exons: 1
Coding region: 127-1407 (426 amino acids)
Molecular function (GO): DNA binding
Source: RefSeq, a predicted model, not a curated record